AUGGAGGUUGAGAUCAAGCUCCGCCUCCCCGACGCCGCCGCGCACCGCCGCCUGUCCGCGUUCCUCGCGCCCCGCCUACGCCGCACCCACGCCCAGCGGAACCUCUUCUUCGACGCCGCCGCGCGCACGCUCGCCGCCGCCACCGCCGCGCUCCGCGUCCGCCUCUACGACGGGCCCGACGACCGCGCCCCCGAGCGCGCCGUCCUCGCGCUCAAGCGCCGCCCGCGGAUCGACGCCGGCGUCAGCCGCGUCGAGGAGGUCGAGGAGCCACUCGACCCCGCGCUCGCCCUCGCCUGCGCCGACGACCCCGCCCGCCUCGGCGGCCUCGACUCCCCCAUCAUCCGCCUCGUCGCCGCCGAGUACGGCGUUGGCGGGGACGCCGCGCCCUUCAUCUGCCUCGGCGGCUUCAGGAACACGCGCGCAGUCUACGACUACGAGCUCGAGGAUGGCGGUGGCGGCCUCGUGCUGGAGCUCGACGAGACGCGGUUCGACUUCGGGACCAGCUACGAGCUCGAGUGUGAGACGGCGGAGCCUGACCGGGUCAAGGAGGUGCUGGAGAGCCUGCUCACGGUGGCCGGCGUGCCCUACGAGUACUCCCGGAGUAACAAGUUCGCUUGCUUCAUGGCAGGGAAGCUGCUUCCUUGA
This is a messenger RNA of Miscanthus lutarioriparius, 645 nucleotides long. The record is from the annotation of a GenBank genome assembly. NCBI's taxonomy places the organism in Eukaryota, Viridiplantae, Streptophyta, Magnoliopsida, Poales, Poaceae.